Meloidogyne enterolobii is the source of this 999-nucleotide messenger RNA. NCBI's taxonomy places the organism in Eukaryota, Metazoa, Nematoda, Chromadorea, Rhabditida, Meloidogynidae. The record is from the annotation of a GenBank genome assembly.
AUGAAUUCUUUACCAAUUGAAGCAAAACUUGACGUUUUAAAAUUUCUUGAUUUUAAUCAAUUAUACUCUUUUAAACAAACUAAUUUUUAUUUUCUCAAUUUAAUUAAUAAAUACAAGGAGGAAUUGGCACUAAUUAAAUUCAAUACAUUCUCAAUAACUGACGAAGAUCGAGAAUUAACUUCAUUUAAAAUUAUUGAAAUUGAAUCUGGAAUUUUUGAUAUUUUUUUAAAUGAACAUAUUUUGAAGAAGUGGCAAGCAGCACUAGAUAAAUCAAUUCCUUUGUUUUUACAUGAUUUUGAAUCAAACAAAAAAUUUAUUGUUUGUUUGCAGAAGACACUUUACCGUGUGGACGAUAUAAAUCCUCAUUAUCGUCUUUUAAAUUUGCCAAAUUUUCCAAAAAAUAUUGAAGAAAUGAUUGUUAUUCGGUGUUGGUUAGAACAACUUUUUAAUUGUUCUUUUACUUAUGCUUACUUUUCUCUUGUUGUUUUUAAUCCUGAAAUGAUUGAUUUACUAUUUGACAACGAUAAAACAAUUGCAACACAAUUUCACAUUAGAAGACCUUAUUUAACGGCUGGAAAUAAUAUAUUUGAGAGUGUUUUCAAAUUAGUUUUAAAUCAUUUCUCAGUUUUUUUAUCUCCUACCAUCACUUUUAAAGACGACAUUUCUGAACAACAUAUAGACAUUUUGUUAAAUAUUAUAGUAAAUGAAGGCAAAAAAUUAUCGAAGAUUUAUUUAGGAUGUUCUAAGUUUAUAACGCUUCAUGAUCUUAUUGUAAAAUAUGUAGCAACAUCGGCAGACUGUUCAAAAAUGGUGGCUUUUAUUGUUCUAGAUUAUUUUUCAUUUCCAAAUUUUAAAUUGGAUGCGAGAGCAGAAAAUGUUGAAAUUACAAAAAUUAACGACUUAGAAACUACCAGUUAUCAAAUUGCCAAUAUUUAUAAUCCAGGAGUGAAAUUUUUAAUUCAGAAUUCUGAUACAUUAACAUUUAUAGAAAGAAUGUAA